CUCUCCAAACCAAUCAUGAUGAAUAUACAGGAAGUGGACCUCUCCAAGGCACCUCCCACUCUGGACUUAGAGCUUCACAUUCUGUCUCUGAGUGAGGAUGACGGAGUCACUCAUUUCCAUCCGUCCCUCUAAAGAAGAGGAUGCCUGGGACUUUUAACUAAUAAACCGUAAGAAAGAGGAGAUGAAGAAGGAUUAAAAAUUGUUGUGAAACUAGAAACUCCCGCUGACGCUGUUAUGAAGCCUGGACUAUAAACGAAGUACAGAAAGCCUUUAAUGAAGGCGCGCAGCGGACCGUAACUUCCUUCGCCGUGAUGAAGUUGUGUAACCGGGGAGCGCUGAUGCUGGUCACCACGGCGUUAUCCUUCAUAGCGUUCAGCCUGAUGACCAUCGCAGUGGGAACGGACUACUGGCUGUACUCCCGGGGCGUCUGCCGGUCCAAGACGUCGCUCCAUGACAACGAGACCAUCCGCAAGAACGAGGUGGUGAUGACUCACUCCGGGCUCUGGCGCACCUGUUGUCUCGAAGGGACGUUCACAGGGGUGUGUAAAGAAAUUGAUUAUUUCCUCGAGGAUGCAGACUAUGAGCAGGAUGCUGCAGAAUACCUACUGAGAGUCUGUGUGGCCGGCAGCGAGUUCUACAAGACACAACACAACGUCAUGCUCAGCGCUGGCAUACUGUUCGUCUCCGCAGGACUCAGUAACAUCAUUGGCAUCAUCGUCUACAUCUCGGCUAACUCUGGUGACCCGGGUCAGAGCGACAGUAAGAAGAGUUACUCCUACGGCUGGUCUUUCUACUUCGGGGCGUUGUCCUUCAUCUUGGCUGAGAUGGUGGGCGUUCUGACAGUACACGCCUUCAUAGAGCGCCACCGAAAGCUCCGGACCCGCGGCCGCCGUUCCUUCACCAAACACGCUCUGUUCCGCUCCGCGUCCUACUACAGCCGCUACAACCGCUACAGACGCCGCUCCAGUUACCGCGGCAACGUGGACUACCGUCACUCGCUCUCGUCGGCGGGGCAACUGCGACCUCGCGACCACUCGCCGUUGCCGGUGGCCCUGUCCGUGUCAAAGGUUGUCGCCGCGGGGCCGGAGUUGGCCUCGCACAAACUAACGCCGCCCGACAACAAGAUGGCAGCCGCUGGAGGAGGAGGAGGAGGA
Molecule: messenger RNA, 1154 nt
Organism: Oncorhynchus mykiss (rainbow trout)
Lineage: Eukaryota; Metazoa; Chordata; Actinopteri; Salmoniformes; Salmonidae
Source: RefSeq, a predicted model, not a curated record